Messenger RNA from Jatropha curcas, 1145 nucleotides. RefSeq names its product xyloglucan endotransglucosylase protein 2. Gene Ontology annotation, biological process: xyloglucan metabolic process; cell wall biogenesis. Lineage: Eukaryota; Viridiplantae; Streptophyta; Magnoliopsida; Malpighiales; Euphorbiaceae. Gene Ontology annotation, molecular function: hydrolase activity, hydrolyzing O-glycosyl compounds; xyloglucan:xyloglucosyl transferase activity. Gene Ontology annotation, cellular component: apoplast; cell wall. The record is from RefSeq and is a predicted model, not a curated record.
CUAUAAAUACGAGCAAAAUGAACAAAAUCUUAAACACACAUUGGCACUGAAAGAAACAGAGAAGGAUAAUAGAUGGCUUCUUUUCUGUGGAGUGUAUGUUUAAGUUUCUUGCUUUUGGCUUCUGUAUCUACGGCUGCCGCCCCAAGAAGGCCUAUUGAUGUACCUUUCGGCCGUAACUACAUGCCCACUUGGGCUUUUGAUCACAUCAAGUACUUCAAUGGAGGUUCUGAGAUUCAGCUCAUACUAGACAAAUACACAGGUACUGGCUUUCAAUCCAAAGGAUCUUACUUGUUUGGUCACUUCAGUAUGCACAUAAAAAUGGUUCCAGGGGAUUCUGCUGGAACUGUUACUGCUUUCUAUUUAUCCUCUCAAAACAAUGAGCACGAUGAGAUAGAUUUUGAGUUCUUGGGAAACAGAACUGGGCAACCUUACAUUUUGCAGACAAAUGUAUUUACUGGAGGAAAAGGAGAUAGAGAGCAGAGAAUUUAUCUGUGGUUUGAUCCUACCAGGGAAUACCACACUUACUCUGUACUCUGGAACAUGUAUCAGAUUGUGUUCUUUGUGGAUGAUGUUCCAAUUAGGGUUUUCAAGAACUGCAAAGAUUUAGGAGUGAGGUUUCCAUUUGAUCAACCAAUGAAGUUAUACUCAAGCCUGUGGAACGCAGAUGAUUGGGCAACUAGGGGAGGUUUGGAGAAGACAGAUUGGUCCAAGGCUCCCUUUAUAGCUUCCUACAAAGGGUUCCAUAUAGACGGUUGCGAGGCCUCGGUGAAUGCCAAGUUCUGUGAUACACAAGGCAAACGAUGGUGGGAUCAGAGAGAAUUCCAAGAUCUUGACGCUGCACAGUACCGAAGACUCAGUUGGAUUCGCCAAAAAUAUACUAUUUACAAUUACUGUACCGACCGUACCCGUUUUCCUACAAGCGCCCCAGAAUGCGCGCGCGAUCGUGACAUUUAAGGAAAAUACUUACCUAUACCGGUAUAUGUAUCAGCGGAGUGUGCAUGUGCUUUAAAUUAGUAUUCUUCUUCAUUCAAAUUGUUAUACCAUAGUGCUGCUAUUUGAUUGUAUGUUAAUGCUUGUCCUUGAAUGGAUUAAUAUGAAAUGGAGUGUAGUAAAUUGAUAUAAAAUGGUAUUUGUUUAAUCACUUA